Molecule: messenger RNA, 2406 nt
Organism: Clupea harengus (Atlantic herring)
Lineage: Eukaryota; Metazoa; Chordata; Actinopteri; Clupeiformes; Clupeidae
Gene: gatm
Product: glycine amidinotransferase (L-arginine:glycine amidinotransferase)
Biological process (GO): creatine biosynthetic process
Cellular component (GO): mitochondrial intermembrane space
Molecular function (GO): glycine amidinotransferase activity
Source: RefSeq, a predicted model, not a curated record
GUGCUGCCCCAAGGUGUCGUCUUGCAUCGUGCAUUUUCCCCUCAAGUCACGUUGCGCACGGAACUCGUUAUAUCCACCAAUAACCAGAAGCCAAGAGGAUAUAAAAGCGCAUCCACGCAACUUGCAAUCCAUUCCCAGAACCAGAGAAGACAGGCCGUUAGUAAUUUGCAGUAGCCUAUAUUUGCUAAAAUCAGGUCCGUGGAAAAUGCUGCGAGUCAGAUGUCUCAGAGGAGGUAGCAGAGGGGCUGAAGCAGCCCAUCUUAUUGGAGGCAUGAUUGGCCGCAACGUAUCCGGUUGGGUGCAGAGGGCUUUCCAGAGCACUUCCAGCUCAGCUGCCGUUGCUGCUGCUCAGCCCAGUAUUGCAGUGGAGGAACCUGUUACUGAUCUCGCACCUCAAGAGAGCCCGGUGUGCGCCUACAAUGAAUGGGACCCGUUGGAGGAAGUCAUUGUUGGACGCGCCGAGAAUGCACGAGUCCCUCCAUUCACUGUGGAGGUCAAGGCCAACACCUAUGAGAAGUGGUGGCCCUUCUACCAAAAAUAUGGGGGUCAUACUUUUCCCGAGGACCACUUGAAGAAAGCUGUUGCUGAAAUUGAGGAAAUGUGCAAUAUUCUCCGCCAUGAGGGUGUUACUGUGAAAAGGCCAGAACCCAUGGACUGGUCUUUUGAGUACACAACCCCAGAUUUUUCAUCUACUGGAAUGUAUGCUGCCAUGCCCAGAGAUAUUCUCGUCGUCAUUGGGAAUGAGAUUAUUGAGGCUCCCAUGGCAUGGAGGUCCCGGUUCUUUGAGUACAGAGCAUAUAGGCCUCUCAUCAAGGACUACUUCAGGAGAGGGGCAAAGUGGACUACAGCUCCAAAACCUACCAUGUCUGAUGAGCUGUAUGAUCAAGACUACCCUAUCCGUACUGUGGAGGACAGGCACAAGCUGGCUGCCCAGGGCAAGUUUGUGACCACGGAGCAUGAGCCCUGCUUCGAUGCUGCUGAUUUCAUAAGGGCUGGGACAGAUAUCUUUGUACAGAGGAGUCAGGUUACAAAUUACAUGGGUAUUGAAUGGAUGAGACGACACCUUGCUCCCACGUACAAGGUGCACAUCAUUUCCUUCAAGGACCCCAAUCCCAUGCACAUUGAUGCCACCUUCAACAUCAUUGGGCCUGGCCUGGUGCUCUCCAACCCGGAUCGCCCAUGUCGCCAGAUUGAGAUGUUUGAGAAGGCAGGCUGGACAGUGGUGAAACCCCCAACACCUCUGAUUCCAGAUGACCAUCCUUUGUGGAUGUCCUCAAAGUGGCUGUCCAUGAAUGUCCUGAUGCUGGAUGAGAAACGAGUGAUGGUUGAUGCCAAUGAGGCCAGCAUCCAUAAGAUGUUUGAGAGUCUUGGCAUUGAAACAGUCAAGGUGAACAUCCGUCAUGCCAAUUCCCUUGGAGGUGGCUUCCAUUGCUGGACAACUGAUGUUCGUCGCCGUGGUACCCUGCAGUCAUACUUCCAUUAGCCAUGCCAGAAAUCAGCAGUUCUUAUUGAGCUUUAAAUGUUAUCUUCAAAACAAUCAAUGACAAUUUUUUUGCUUAAACUAAAAGGCUAUGAACUAUGUUGAUUUAACAAAGUUGUGUGUGUUGAAGCUUUCGCAAGUAUUGACGUAACAUAAACAGCAACAAUAAGACAACAACAACAAUAGCAUUAUCAUCUCAAUAAUUACUGCAUUUCUGGCCAGCUAUGGUUUAACAUGUAUUGUAAGCGUGACUUCUGUCAUUAGCAAAUUGGGCAGGGUACAUUUUUGGUAUGACUAUCAGGACAAACUAAAAUGGGGGUUGUUUUCUACCUCCUUUGCAGAAUCCAGCAAAGAUAUUACUAAAUGUCUUAACCUUUUUUAAUUUUGUAUCUGUUUUAUAAAGUAUUAUUUAAUGUUGUCAUAGCAGGUCAUAACAAUUUUCACUGUAAUUUUAGGUAUUUGAAAAAGAAGACAACACUAAUGUAAAUAUUUUAUACUCUGUUAUUGGCAUAUAACCCCAAAAUGAUUUUUUAUACAUUUGCAUCAAAAACUGGUCCAUAUCAAAUAUACCUUUUGCCUCAUUGGUCAUCUGCAAAAACAAGUCUGAGCCAGGUAUGGUCAGUCUGACCAUGUGCUUUGCUGCAUUAGUGUGCAUAGGGAAUAGCUAGAUCUGCAUGUGCUUAUUAGGAAUAUUUCCUUUAAUGUAGUAGAUUUCCUCCUUGCAUCUGAGAUAAUGUUGUGAUUUCAUUCUACCAUUCAUUCAUUCAUUCAUUCAUUCAUUCAUUCAGAGGGUCACAUCGUGGUUGUCAGUAGAGAUUGUGUCAAAGGAAAGGAUGUGGAAUCACGAUUGCUUUUAGAUUGUUUUCUGAUGUUUUUUAAGCUUAAAAUUUCAAUAAACAUCCAAAUAAAAACAAAUUAGUCAAACA